AUGGCCAACGCCCUCGUCAUCGGCGGCAUCGUGGCCGCCAUUCUUGGUCUGCUCACUCUCGCGUUCCCCCUGUUCUUGGCCGAGUACUUCCCUGUGCAGCUGCUGUGGAAGCAGCGCAGCGGCCGGCCCACGGUGCGGACCGCGUCGUACGCCGGACGCACGGCCCUGGUGACGGGCGCCAAUGGCGCGUACGGGUCGCGCGCGGCGACGCUCUUUGCGCAGCACGGCGUCGCGACGCUGGUGCUCGUCGAUGUGCAGGACUGUGCCGGCGUGCAAAAGCAGAUUGAGGCGGAUCUGCGCGCUCAGAACAAGUCGGUGCCCAAGAUUCUGGUGUGGCAGAUCGACAUGAUGCGCUAUGCAGGCUGUCGAGAGCUGGCCGAGCGCGCAGCGAGCUUGGACCACCUCGACCACGUUCUCCUGACGGCCGGCAUUCUCGCGUUCCACCGCCGCGAGUCGCCCGAGGGCUGGGAGUCCUCUGUCCAAGUCAAUUUCUUGUCGACGGCGCUCAUCGCCCUCCUCCUCUUGCCCCACCUCAAGGCCUCGCCCGGCAAUCCUCAGCCGCCCGUCCUGACGUUCGUCACGUCGUUUGGCAUCUACCCGUCGUCCUUCACCAUGGGCCUGCCGCGGCAGCCCGGCGCGUCGUACCUGCGCCGCCUCAGCACAAGCCGCGACGGCCUGGCGCAGGGCCACCAGUACGGCCGCUCCAAGGGCCUGCUGCUGUACUUUGCGCGCGAGCUGGCGGCGCGCACGGCGUCUCGCGCAGCGACCGGCCAGCGGCAGCCGCCGGCCGUCACCAUCACCAGUGCUGACCCCGGCUCCGCCUGGACCCCGCUCACCAACCCCAACCAGGCGAAACUGAUUCCCCGCCUCAUCAUGAACAUCAGCGCCCGCGACCCCAUCUACGGCGCCGCCGCGCUCGUCAACGGCGCCUCUGCGCCGGCCGCGGCCAACGGCCAGAUCCUGCACGACUUUGACGCGGUCGCCUACCCGCCGUUCAUGAACCGCCGCAGCGGCAAGGUGGCGCAGCAGCGCGUGUGGGACGAGGCCCGCCAAGAAUUCGAGGCCAAGGUGCCCGAGGUCCACGCCGUGUAUGCGUUGCUGGAGAAGAAGUAG
Molecule: messenger RNA, 1113 nt
Organism: Sporothrix brasiliensis 5110
Lineage: Eukaryota; Fungi; Ascomycota; Sordariomycetes; Ophiostomatales; Ophiostomataceae
Product: short chain dehydrogenase reductase
Exons: 1
Coding region: 1-1113 (370 amino acids)
Source: RefSeq, a predicted model, not a curated record